UGCUCUCAAACUGUCAGGAAAUGCGUUGUGUUGCUUUUGGAAGGGUCAGAACUACGUCAUGUAUCACGAACCCUAGCGCUGGCACGUGAUUACGCACUCGUGCUGUCACGGUGAUCGCCCAAUGACGGAGCCGCUUAUGCAGGGACAAAGUUAACCGCACUUGUCGCUUUCAUAACAAACCACCUUGCUCCCCUUCUCUUACCGCCUGGGCACCAUACGACAACAGACACGAUCGGACCGAGCACAAUGACCCGCAACAUCUGCAUCACGGCCACCGAUGGCCACACCGGCUUCCUCAUCGCCGAGCUCAUCCUCACGGACAACAACUUCAAGAACAAGAUCGACUCCCUGAGUGUCUUGUCGCUUCAUCCUACGUCCGCCCGAGCCAAAGAGCUUGGUCAGAUGGGUGCAAAGGUCAUCCCACACAAGCCCGGCCGCGAGCGCGAGAUGGUCAAGACGCUCAAGGACUCCGGCUGUGACACGAUCUGCGUCAUCCCGCCGGCUCAUCAGGACAAAUUCGACAUUGCAGCUGAGCUCAUCACCGCGACGAAGAAAGCUGGUGUUCCCAACGUUCUCUUCAUCAGCUCUGCCGGUGCCGACGUCGCCGAGCGCAACAAGCAGCCUCGUCUCCGCGAGUUCAUCGACCUCGAGUGUAUGGCGCUUGCCCAGAAGGGCGACAAGAGCACGCCGACCGGGCACUCACCAUGCAUCAUCCGCGCCGGAUUCUACGCCGAGAACCUGCUUCUCUAUGCCCCGCAGGCCCAGAAGGAAGGCAUACUGCCCAUCCCGAUUGGCACCGAGCACCUCAUGGCCCCGGUCGCGCUCGGCGAUGUCGCGCAGCUCGCUGCUCAUGUCCUCACCGGCCAAGGCAAGAACGGCUUCGACGACCGUCACCGCGGCCAGCUUAUGAUUCUCACCGGCCCGAAGCUGUGCUCCGGCAGCGAGCUUGCGACUGCAGCUUCGCAAUCCCUUGGCGUCGACAUGCAGUUCGAAGACAUCUCCGAAGCCGAAGCGAGGAAGGUCCUCAAGGCGCAGAGCGACAGCGAUCCCAGCGAGCUGGAGUAUCUGCUUGAGUACUACAGCCUGGUGAGGGAGGGCAAGACCAACUACAUCUCCACGACUGCUUUCGUCAACGUCACGGGCAAUCAUCCACAGGAGCCGGAGGACUUCUUCAAGGUGUACGCUGAAUCCUUCAAGCCGAAGGGCGGCGCCGAUGGGCAUGCCGCGAAGAAGAGGAAGAUAUGAGGGCGCUAUAGCGCGGACGGAUGGCAUUGCGGUUCUGU
Trematosphaeria pertusa is the source of this 1283-nucleotide messenger RNA. RefSeq names its product NAD(P)-binding protein. Bases 247 to 1245 code for a protein of 332 amino acids. The record is from RefSeq and is a predicted model, not a curated record. Lineage: Eukaryota; Fungi; Ascomycota; Dothideomycetes; Pleosporales; Trematosphaeriaceae. The transcript has a single exon.